Messenger RNA from Carcharodon carcharias (great white shark), 4080 nucleotides. It is a transcript of the gene cwf19l2, whose product is annotated as CWF19 like cell cycle control factor 2. Gene Ontology annotation, biological process: mRNA splicing, via spliceosome. The coding region runs from base 361 to 3075 and encodes 904 amino acids. Gene Ontology annotation, cellular component: post-mRNA release spliceosomal complex. The transcript is spliced from 19 exons. NCBI's taxonomy places the organism in Eukaryota, Metazoa, Chordata, Chondrichthyes, Lamniformes, Lamnidae. The record is from RefSeq and is a predicted model, not a curated record.
GGUGACGGCAACAUGGCGGACUAUGGAGGCUGGUUUGAAAGUGGUAAAGCAAUCGAGGCAAGAAGAGAAUCUAAACGAAGAGCGAGAGAGGAGAUUGUGGCCAAGCCUACUGAAUGUGAGAAAAAUUGAAAUGUGGUCCCCACGGGGAAAGGUUGGAUAAGCCUGUUCUGAACAUUGCCCAGUCAAACUUGAAGGAAGAUGUGUUUUUGAAGUAUGUGUCGGGGAAAAAAAAUGAGACCUUUGCUGAGUACGCUGAAUACAUCUUAAUUCUCGGUCAACACCCCUUUUGAGGCUCAAGCUAAGUAUCAAAAAGAAGAGCAACAGAAGCAACUUAGACACUUACGCGGCGAGGACACGUGGAUGUUACCAGAAGUGAAUGAGCGACUAGAGGAAUUUUCAGAGGAACAUUCUGGUAAAUGCAAGAAGAAAAAGGAGAAAAAAUCAAAGAAAGGCAAAAAGGAAAAGAAGAAAAAGAAGAAACUAAAGGAAAAAACUGAUGAAUUCAGUGAAAGUUCUUCUGAUUCGGAGAUGGAAUGGAUUGAAGCCCCUACUGGCUCUGAUCCUGGCAGCAGUGAAAAGUCCUGGAAAAUCAAGGAAGAACUAUUAUGUUCUGCAAAUAAACCAGACACUGUUAAGAGGGAAGAAUGGAUGACAUUAGACUUCAUGUCUUUAAAGACAGUAUCCACUGCAGCAAUCCGAGCUGGAAAACAGAAGGAGAAAGAAAUGGAGCAUGAGAAGGUGCAAGCCAUGGAACAGGCUGAGAUAUAUAAAAGAGAGUUGAAUCCCUACUGGAAAGAUGGAGGUUCUGGCUUACCAUCUGAGGAAAAUGACUCGUCACCAAUUCAAAAAGCUGCAAUGGUAGAAGAUGGUGGGCUGAGCUGGCUGAGACAAUCCUACAAGCGUAUGAAGGAGCAGGCAGAGAGAGAUCAAUGCAGCCUGGAGGAUGUAAUUGCUACAAGAUAUGGGUCUAUGGACUUAUUCCAACAGAAACUACGAGAAGCUGAAAAAGUUGCACAAUUAAAAUAUCAAGAUGCAAGUGAUAGGAAUAGAAGAGAGAGUUGGAAAAAGCCAAGGAACUGGAGUUCUGAUCAAAAUGAAAGAAAAGAAUAUGGUUCUGGAAGGGGACUGAGUGGAGACAAAGACAGAUACAGGGAAGGUGACAGAGCUACUGAAAGAGAAAGAUUAAAAGAAAGUUUCCAGGACCAAUUCAAGUGUACAGAAAGAGAUAAUGGAAGGAAAGACAUUACUGAUAGAUACAAAGACAAAAAAAAGUCCAGUGACAGAGAGUUGGAAAUGGAACUUGCCAAAGAUAAAUAUACAGAUGAAAGUGGAGAAAUUAACAGAUAUAAACAGACAGGGAAACGCAAUAAUAUUGCCAGAGGUUUAGAAAGUGACAAUUUUCAUGAUGGGAAGAAAGAGAAAUCUUUAUCCUUAAGCAAUUUAAGAUCUAAGUUUAUGAAACCUGAGGAUGAAGAACAUAGUAACAGUAAGUGGGAUGUCAAGUUUCCAAGCUCGUCUAACCGCAUGCCAGAAUCUCUCAGUUCCUAUAGUAGUAAUUUUCAAAAACAAGACAAUGAUAGUGAUAGAACGUCAACAUGGUGCAGAACCAAUAGUGGAAACAAACCACCAGAAGAGUCCAUAUCAUUUCGACCUCAGAGCAGUGUUUCAGAGCAUGAGGGAACCCCAAACACCAUGAACAAAUUGGAAAAGACCAAGCCCAGAGAAAACCGUCUUGUGCAAGGAGAAUCAUCACAAAGUCAACAGAUGUCAAGUUUUAGCACUGCUGCUAUUCCAGCCAGAUCACUUGAUACAGGAGAAGAACCUCUGCAAACCCUCAGUGAGGAAGAGAUGAAUAAACUAGGAGCAAAGAUAAUCAAAGCAGAGCUGAUGGGAAACCUGGAACUGGCAUCUAAACUUAAGGCUCAAUUGGAGGAAGCUCAUAAAUUGAAAAAUCAAGGACAAAAGCAUAUUACAACAACUUCUACAGCACCAAAGAGGGCAGACAAUGAGGCAGAUGAAAAUCAGGAGGUGAUUCUAGUUCGCACUGAUCAAUCAGGGAGAGUUUGGCCUGUAGGUGCUUCAGCAGAAUCCGUAACACACAAAGGAGGAAAAAAGAAAAGACGAAUGAUUGAAACUCACCAUGAGGGAGAACGGAUUAGAUACUUCCAGGAUGACGAUAAUUUAAGUCUGCAAGACUUGGUCAGACAAGAAAAGAUGACUUCUGCAGAGGAUCAGAAUGAAAAAUUCUCAAGACUGGCUUCUAAAUUUAUGGAGAAGAUGGAUAGGGACUACUACACAUUGGAUGACAUGUUUGUGUCAAAAGCCGCCAGAAAAGACCAAUCAGGCCAAGAUGAUGAAAGGCACCGAAAUAAAGCUAUCCGUGAACACAAGAGAUUAGUUGGCCGAAUGGAGAAGUGCCAAUAUUGCUUUGACAAUCCAGAACUUCCAAAGCACCUUAUCAUUGCUAUUGGUGUAAAGGUAUAUUUGUGUGUGCCCAAUUACCAGUCCAUGACUGAAGGUCACUGUCUAAUAGUACCUCUCCAGCAUCACACUGCAGGUACCAUACUGGAUGAAGAUAUCUGGGAGGAAAUACAGCUGUUUCGAAAAGCCUUGGUGAAAAUGUUAGAAGACAAAGGUCUCGACUGUGUCUUUUUUGAGACCAAUAUGCAUUUAAAGAAACGCUUUCAUAUGGUGUAUGAAUGUAUUCCCCUACCAAAGGAACUGGGAGACAUUGCUCCUAUCUACUUUAAGAAAGCUAUAAUGGAGGCUGAUGAAGAGUGGGCCAUAAACAAGAAGCUGAUUGACCUUUCCACAAGGGAUAUCCGGAGAGCUAUUCCUAAAGGUCUCCCUUAUUUUUCUGUGGAUUUUGGUCUCCAAGGGGGAUUUGCUCACGUCAUUGAAAAUGAAGAGAAGUUUCCUUUUUAUUUUGGAAAGGAAAUAAUUGGAGGCAUGUUAGACCUGGAGCCAAGAUGUUGGAUGAAGCCAAUCAGAGAAAACUUUGAUGAUCAGAGGAAGAAAGUGCUGCAGUUCUCACAUUGGUGGAAGCCAUACAACUGUACUAAAAAUAAGGAAUAAUGUCACCCAUUGUAGCAAAAUGGCUACAGUAACUUGAAACAUGGCACUGGGGAUGGGAUUCUUUCUAAAAAUAUCAUGGCAGUUUCUUAACGUCGACUAAUGUCAAGAUCCGACUAUUUUUUCAUGAAACAUUGAGAAGGCAAUUUAGGUAUCUAAGGUAUGGAUUUUGCUGUACUAAAAAUAGUUUAAUUACAAAUUGGUAUCAUUUUGUACAGUAAAUAGAAAAUCCAGAAAGCCUGGCAUCUUGAUGCUUGCUGUUGUAUAAUUUUGAUUUACCCUAGGCUGAGACUAAAUGUCAUUCCAUAAUUUUACCACCAUUCCUGGAGGCAUUGAACCAUCACAAGUUCUUCCUUCAAGUUGUUGAGGAUUAACAAAACUCCAUAUAAAUAUUUUGGGCAGAGUCAGUUAACAGCCAAAACAAACUCAAAACUGUGACCAUAAAGUUGCGAAGCAAGGAUUUCAACCUCUGUCAAUCUUUUGCUAUGUUAUUAUUGUGUAAAAUACCUCAGUUGUUAAAAUGAGGAACCUGAAAAUACCAGUAUAAACAUUUAACUCCACAACAUUAUACAAAGAAAACAAAAAGUCAAAUUCAUUAUCCAUCGUCUAACAGUCUUUUGCGUGGAAUUGAAAUGUUCUUAUUGUUCUAAUCCCAUUCCACAGGUUUUAACUGUGGACUAUUUCUGUAAAGCACUUGAAUUUGCUAAAUUUUCAUCAUUAAUUUGGGAAUGGAUAAAUAAUUCCUUGUCACCGUUAUCACAGGUGAAUAGGCUAUUCUUCAGGACCUUUACAAUUAAAGCAACCUUAUCAUAUGGAGAAUAUAAGAAUACAUGAGGUAUCAGAUUUGAUACUAACCAUGAUUUGUUUUUGUUUGUCUCUUUGUAGUGUAUUCUUAGUGUUGCUUACAUAACAUUGAAUCUCAAUUUAUAAUGCACCAUGGAAUGAUUUGGAGUUCAAUGCAGUGCUGAAUAUUAAUAUUGAGAUAUAAAUAAAGCUUUUUAAAAAUUU